AUGCAGGAAGGUUUGACAGCCAACCAUGUCCUCCCAGAAAACCCGUCUUGGAUUGAGUUUCCUCGGACAGACGGGGACAUCUCCAUGUUGCCCAGAAACACACAGAGAAUAGUCGACAACGAGGGCAACGUGAACUUUAUGCGUCCCGUCGAUGACAACGAGAGUACAGCGAUCAGCUGGCGAGUCGGAGUUGCAGCACAGAUAGCUAAGAAAUUGGCCUAUCCUGGUAAGAGCCGCAUGACUUGCAAGGGACAGAAAUACGUCUUGAGAUCGUUCCCGGACGGAUACCAGCUGUUUGACCACAACAAAGGUCCUGCAACAGCCCCGAGGCACGACCCGUACCUCUGUGGCUCAAAACUCGUGAAUCGCUUCCGUUCAGUCAAUGAGUUCAUCCCGCACGCAAUAUGGCUCAUGCAGGACGCCACUUCAGAUCGUGCGAAUUGCGAAUGCAAGUACUGUGCCAAAAAGCCCCAGCGGCAGGUGACAGACGCACUUGACCUCCCAAGGCAGCGCGCAUCUGGCAUUCCUUCCGCAACGCCAUCCAAGGGCCUCCGCCGGCUACGCGAACCACGUGUAGUCAAAAACAAGCCUUACGCAGCGGUGAGGCGGGUUCCGAAGCCUGUGAAGCAGUUGACGGGACCAGAGCAAGCCUUGGCACCGGAAAGAGAUGCCGACAUUCGUGCGGGGCUCGUAGGAGACGCCCCUCGCUGGUACAGAAGAGGCGAGCUCUUGUGGUGCGCACUAGAUCCACCGAUUCGGGGGCGUACUGAAGCGGAUACAAUAUACUUCUGGCCGGGCAUCGUGCAUGAUGUGGCGGUGAAGACGGAAGCUAUUCCUCGAGUCGUGGAGGCUGGAGGUCAGUCCGCGAGUGGCAACAUUGACAUGACGGCCUUGUACGUGCAGGAUACGGAAGAGAACUCUGCGGCAAAACCAGACGAAUCGCAUGAGCCAUAUCUACCGCAAGAUAGCGAUCAGAAGGUUCCUUGGACAGUCCGUCAGUGGAAUGUCUAUACUAUGAAGCUUCUCGCGGUUACCCAUGAGUAUUUCGUUUCUGACUCCCAACUCCUCCCGUACCUGGCCCACGCGCCGUCAGAAGAACUCACUCGAACGGCCUUUGGUGAGCUAAUGAAUCUGCUGGACGAGACCCCCAUACCGGAGAUGGAUAAAGAUCUAUCUAGAGUGUUCCCCUUUAAUCCUGUCCAUCAGGAUGCGGAUGGGACCUCCAGCACUCGACCCGGGCAGGAUCGCUUCAGGCAGGCCGUGGCACCCUUUACACUCGCUGUGCAGAUCGCGUCUAACCUCGCGCGCUUCUGGUGCCAGACGGACGAGUGGGAAUGCAAAUACACCAUUUCGCCGGCCAUCCCCCCCUCAAAUUCCCAGGCUCCUGAACCUGCGCCUUCCUCCACUGACCAGCACUCACUGCACGCGCUGAUCACUCAGUCCAUGGCCAAUAAUGCCACUACUGACCUAAGUGCGCGUGCGAGUGCGCAAAAUCUCUCACAAACGGUGACGCAGACACGUUUCCAGGGCCUCUGGUGGGGCGCAGAACGUAUCUGGACCGACGAGCUCGUGCGGCUCAAGCUAGCUCGGUGCCAGUUUGCUCCAGAGGGGACCGACGUUAUCUUGCCUCCGUCUGGCCCUUCAAAGUCUACGCUUGCCUUCGCUGAGGCCGCUGGGGCCAAGGGCGAAAUAGAUCCGCGGAUGAUGGGCGCGGGGGAGAAGGGGUUGUUCUUGCGGCUGGAGGGCGUCUUCGCUGUGGAAGUGACGAAGGAGGACGGGACCAUCAGCAAAGAGUGCCGGGCGAGCGGGACGCUGUACGAACUCGCUGAUGAAGCGCUGGAGGACGAGAACAUGAGUGGUGUCCACGCGACGGGCCCCGAGUCAGUAAGCCAAGUGGGAAACGGUCCGUCGUUCAUGCCAGGACCCUCACCCCUCAAACCUCCGCCGCUGCCGAACCCAGACCCGACAGUGCCCCUAGAGGAGACUGCUGCUGCCGCAAUUUCGCAGACAGUCCCUCUAAGCGGGCGGCCCAAGAAACGUACGGUGGGAGGGCAACUGUCACACCCAGUCCUCUCGACGUUCUACCCGCUGCCGGAGCCGCCGAGGGGCUACAAGUUCCGCGCCAUACACCCAUCAGGUCACGAAGUUGUUUUGUCUCUCUCGUUGAUCAGCGGAAGAUACUACCCGCAAUUGCUUGCUCACCCUCUUAUGGUCCCGACGGUGCAGAAAGCUUUCCAUCUGCCACCAGAGCAGGGAGGGCUGUUCGAGCAUCGACAUCUGUGGGCGAUGGAAGGGCUGCUGCCGGGUGUACACCAAUCUAUGGAGCCUGCGGCAUGGAAGGGCAGUCGCUUUAUCAUGUUCAAGGACGCUGAUGCACAAGCGAGGGCGCAAUUUCACCAAUUGUGGGCGAAUUGCAAGCGGGAGCGAGAGCAGGGUGUCGUUGUACCCGUCCAGCCACACGAAAUUAUUGACGUCGAUAUGCUGCCGUCUUGA
Postia placenta MAD-698-R-SB12 is the source of this 2493-nucleotide messenger RNA. RefSeq lists its product as hypothetical. Bases 1 to 2493 code for a protein of 830 amino acids. The record is from RefSeq and is a predicted model, not a curated record. Lineage: Eukaryota; Fungi; Basidiomycota; Agaricomycetes; Polyporales; Adustoporiaceae. Gene Ontology annotation, cellular component: SHREC complex; rDNA heterochromatin. Gene Ontology annotation, biological process: silent mating-type cassette heterochromatin formation. The transcript has 5 exons.